AUGGCUGCAAUGCUCCCACAAACCAUACCGAGCAUUUUCUUACAGACAACGAAAUAUAAAACUACCGGCGAAAGACAUAAAACUGUCACUAAAGCUAUCGGAAGAUUUAUAGUUAAAGAUCUCCGACCGUUCAGCAUCGUGUCAAACGAAGGUUUCAAAGAUAUGGUUGAACAACUUGAUCCGAGGUACCAGUUACCAUCACGCACUUAUUUCGCCGAAACUGUCAUACCUAACAUGUACCAGGAAUGUCGCGCUGACGUUAUUUCCAGUCUCAAGGAUGUCCCAGUAGCACUCACGACUGAUGGAUGGACAAGUAGAGCAACCCAGUCUUAUGUUACUAUAACAACUUCUCACAUCACUGAAGACUGGAACCUGAAGUCAUUCGUACUUCAAACAAGAGAAUUGCCAGAGAGCCAUACAGGUGUAAACAUUGCCCAAGUUUUAACUGACGCAAUUUCUGAAUGGGGCCUUAACAAGAACCCUCCUUUGGUCACUGAUAAUGCGGCAAAUAUGGAAGUUGCAGCGAGAGAGGCAGGUUGUAUUCCUCAUAUUGGAUGCUACGCUCAUACACUCAACUUGGCAGCGCAGAGGGGCCUUAAGGUGAAUUCUGUGUCACGAAUUCUUGCUCGUGUACGGCGCGUCGUAUCCUUUUUUCACCGGAGUACGACUGCUGCAGCUUUGCUUAAAGAGAAAACCAAACAGCAAGGACUUAAAAAUGUUAAGUUACUUCAAGAUGUACCCACACGUUGGAAUUCUGCAUGUGAUAUGCUGGAGUUUCUUGAACUGCAGCCCGCAAUCUAUGCCGCACUAGUGGCUAAAGAAAUCCGCAGCAAUGUGAAUGACAUAUCAACAUUAUCUGAGGCAGAUAUUACGAUAGCAGAGGACAUUGUGUCGUGCCUUCUUCCACUGAAAGCAAUUACUACUGUAUUGUGCACAGAGAAGAUGCCUACUGUAUCAAUCAUUCUUCCACUCCAGAGGAAAUGGUUGACAAGUGUCUUGGUGUCUACAGAGAUGGAUUCUGAUGUUAUUAAACAGAUGAAGAAGGCCAUGGCUUCUGAUUUGGAAAGCAGGUAUAGCAAUAAGCAGGAGUUUCUGAAAGAGUGUACUGCACUGGAUCCCCGCUUUAAAGUGUCAUGUGUGAAUGCAGAGCAGCAACAUGAGGUGUACCACAGACUUGCAGUUGAAGCAGCUAAUAUGAAACCACGACUUGUGUCUGUGAAGGUGGAACCAACCACAUCAACCACAACAGUUGCUGAUGACCUACCUACAUUGCCAGUCAUGCUACCAGAUAUGGAAUCAGCUGAUGCACAGUCUGAUGUCAAACCAGUUGAUGAUGUCACUACAACCUCGACAAAGAUCACAAGUGACCUCACUACUCAGUCUAGUUGUGCCAGUGGUGGUUUAGCCUCCAUUUUAGGUGAUGUUGUUUUCAUAAAGGAGGAGAUGUUACCCAAGAAAUCCAACUUGGAACGGGCAAUAUUCGAAAUUGAUGUCUUCAAAGGUCACGCGCUUAUACCGAUGUCAGAAGACCCAUUGGUAUGGUGGAAAGAACACCACUGGCAAUUUCCUCUUCUCUCACAGUUAGCCAGGAAACGGUUGUGUAUUCCAGCCACAUCAAUACCAUCAGAACGCGUGUUCAGUACAGCUGGGGACAUUGUCACAGCACAGAGGGCCGCACUCAAUCCUGAAGUUGUGGACAUGCUCAUAUUCUUGAAGAAAAAUAUAGCCUAA
Molecule: messenger RNA, 1731 nt
Organism: Gigantopelta aegis
Lineage: Eukaryota; Metazoa; Mollusca; Gastropoda; Neomphalida; Peltospiridae
Product: E3 SUMO-protein ligase ZBED1-like
Exons: 3
Coding region: 1-1731 (576 amino acids)
Molecular function (GO): protein dimerization activity
Source: RefSeq, a predicted model, not a curated record